AUGGGAAAACAAAAUAGCAAACUGAAGCCGGAGGUGCUCGAAGAUUUGAAACAGAAUACGGAAUUUUCAGAUGCUGAAAUUCAGGAGUGGUACAAAGGUUUCCUGAAAGACUGUCCAAGCGGUCACUUGUCUGUUGAGGAGUUUAAGAAAAUAUAUGGAAACUUCUUUCCAUAUGGGGAUGCUAGUAAGUUUGCAGAACAUGUUUUUCGAACGUUCGACGCAAAUGGGGACGGCACUAUAGAUUUUCGGGAGUUCCUUUGUGCCCUUAGCGUGACGUCACGUGGAAAACUCGAACAGAAACUAAAAUGGGCCUUCUCCAUGUACGACCUUGACGGUAAUGGUUAUAUAUCACGACAGGAAAUGCUUGAAAUUGUAACGGCUAUCUACAAAAUGGUGGGAUCCGUAAUGAAGAUGCCCGAGGACGAGUCGACGCCGGAAAAGAGGACGGACAAAAUAUUUCGACAGAUGGAUAGAAAUAAAGACGGAAAACUAUCACUGGAAGAGUUUAUCGAAGGAGCCAAGAGCGAUCCUUCCAUUGUACGACUUCUUCAAUGCGACCCACAAUCACAGUGA
This is a messenger RNA of Leptosia nina, 573 nucleotides long. The record is from the annotation of a GenBank genome assembly. Lineage: Eukaryota; Metazoa; Arthropoda; Insecta; Lepidoptera; Pieridae.